ACGUUAUCAUCUACAUACUUUUUUGAUGUAUUUUGCUCUAUAAAAGGAACACAUUAGUACUAAAUUCAAAAACACAGAAAAAAUCAAUAAAAAGAGGAGAAUCACAUAACAGAAAAGAAGCAAGUAGAGAGAAAAGUGAUUCUGAUAUUCCGUCCGGUGAAAGGAAUAGGAUAUCUUUGCCAUGGGUUCAAUGUUUGAGAUUGAAACAACCAAGAGUGUCUCAGAUGAACUGAAUGAGAAUGAAGAGUGUCCUGUCAAACAAGUGGAACUCACCGUUCCAAAAACUGAUGACCCAACAUUGCCUGCUGUCACAUUCAGAAUGUGGGUUCUUGGGGUUCUUUCUUGUGUGCUUCUGUCCUUUGUGAAUCAAUUCUUUUGGUACAGAACACAGCCUUUGAGUGUCACCUCAAUUUCUGCUCAGAUUGCUGUUGUUCCACUUGGUCAUUUCAUGGCAAGGACUUUGCCAACUCGUGUAUUUUUCAAAGAUACACUGUUUGAAUUCUCAUUGAAUAGAGGACCAUUCAAUAUCAAGGAGCAUGUUCUCAUAACUAUCUUUGCUAAUGCUGGUGCUGGAACUGUUUAUGCUACUCAUAUUUUGAGUGCAGUGAAACUCAUGUACAGAAGGGAACUCGGUUUCCUUCCUGCCUUACUACUCAUGCUCACCACUCAGGUGCUGGGAUUUGGUUGGGCAGGACUGUUCAGAAAAUUUCUUGUGGAGCCUGCGGAAAUGUGGUGGCCUUCAAAUCUGGUGCAGGUCUCAUUAUUCAGUGCUCUGCAUGAGAAAGGAAGAAGACCAAAAGGAGCAACAUCCCGCACUCAGUUUUUUGUCCUUGUUUUGAUCUCUGGAAUGGCAUACUAUGUUCUUCCAGGCUACAUGUUUACAAUGCUGACAACUAUCUCUUGGACCUGCUGGCUAGCUCCAAACUCUAUCUUAGUCCAACAAAUUGGUUCUGGUAUGAGAGGUCUUGGGGUUGCUUCAGUUGGAAUUGAUUGGUCUACAAUUUCAUCUUAUCUUGGAAGUCCACUAGCCAGCCCAUGGUUUGCCACUGCCAAUAUUACUGUUGGAUUCAUUCUCGUUAUGUAUGUGAUCACACCAAUUGCAUACUGGUUUAACAUGUACAAUGCCAAGAAUUUUCCAAUAUUUUCAAGUAAGCUUUUCACGGGAGAUGGUUCGGUGUAUAACAUUUCCACCAUUGUCAGCUCCGAAUUCCAUCUUGAUCGGGAUGCUUAUGGGAAGAAUGGGUCUGUUCAUCUCAGCACAUUCUUUGCAGUGACUUACGGCCUUGGAUUCGCCGCACUUUCUGCUACUGUUGUACAUGUUAUUCUCUUUCACGGAAGGGAAAUAUGGAGGCAAAGUAAAAGUGCCUUUGGAGAGAAUAAAAAAAUUGACAUACACACAAGACUUAUGAGGAGAUACAAGUCAGUCCCCAAUUGGUGGUUUCACGUCAUUCUAGUGACGAACAUAGCUCUUAUUAUUUUCAUCUGUGAGUACUACAAGGAAUCACUUCAGUUGCCUUGGUGGGGUGUAUUACUAGCUUGUACUAUUGCCAUUUUCUUCACUCUUNCGAUCGGUAUAAUAGCAGCCACUACAAAUCAGCAACCAGGCUUAAACAUUAUAACAGAAUACAUCAUCGGUUACAUGUAUCCGGAGCGCCCCGUGGCUAACAUGUGCUUUAAGGUGUAUGGCUACAUUAGCAUGGCUCAGGCACAAACCUUUUUGCAAGACUUUAAACUUGGUCACUAUAUGAAGAUUCCACCUAGAACAAUGUUCAUGGCUCAGGUGGUAGGAACAUUCAUAUCAGUACUUGUAUACACAGUAACUGCAUGGUGGUUGAUGGGGACAGUCCCUGACCUUUGUGAUACUUCCAAACUACCAGAUGAUAGCCCUUGGACAUGCCCAAUGGACAAUGUCUUUUAUGAUGCAUCAGUUAUAUGGGGACUUCUUGGACCACGCAGAAUCUUCGGAAACCUCGGUGAAUAUAGCAAUGUGAAUUGGUUCUUCCUUGGUGGAGCCAUUGCACCCUUACUAGUUUGGCUAGCUCACAAGGCAUUCCCAGGACAAACAUGGAUACGUCUAAUUCACAUGCCUGUUUUGUUGGGUGCCACAUCAAUGAUGCCACCUGCAACUGCUGUCAACUUCACUAGUUGGAUUGCUGUUGGAUUUAUCUCAGGGUACAUUGUAUAUAGAUACAAACAAGAUUGGUGGAAACGUUACAAUUAUGUUCUGUCUGGUGGUCUUGAUGCUGGAACUGCAUUCAUGACAAUCUUGCUGUUUCUUACUUUGGGUACAAACGGCAUUUCGCUUGAUUGGUGGGGAACUGGUAAUGAAGGAUGCCCAUUGGCUUCUUGUCCUACUGCAAAGGGCAUUUUUGUUAAAGGCUGUCCGGUUCAUUGAUCAUUUCAAGAUUCUACUAGUUUGGCUAGUUGGUUUUUUUGUACAUAUUUUCAAGACAAUUUAAAUUCAUCAAUUACUUUGGUUAUGCUCAUCUAGAUAAGUUGUUUCUAGGAAGGAGAGGUUCUUUACUUUUCGUGCUUUUUUUAGUUUCUGCAAUCUGAUUGAAAGUGUAUAUCCAACAAUGGACACCGUUUUAUAUAAGUGUAAGUUAGUAUUAAAACUGUCUCAAUAUGAUUUUAGAUAUUUUUU
Messenger RNA from Cicer arietinum (chickpea), 2644 nucleotides. The record is from RefSeq and is a predicted model, not a curated record. Lineage: Eukaryota; Viridiplantae; Streptophyta; Magnoliopsida; Fabales; Fabaceae.